Polychytrium aggregatum is the source of this 1086-nucleotide messenger RNA. Its product is annotated as guanine nucleotide binding protein, alpha subunit. The record is from RefSeq and is a predicted model, not a curated record. Bases 1 to 1086 code for a protein of 361 amino acids. NCBI's taxonomy places the organism in Eukaryota, Fungi, Chytridiomycota, Chytridiomycetes, Polychytriales. Gene Ontology annotation, biological process: adenylate cyclase-activating G protein-coupled receptor signaling pathway. The transcript is spliced from 10 exons. Gene Ontology annotation, cellular component: heterotrimeric G-protein complex. Gene Ontology annotation, molecular function: G protein-coupled receptor binding; G-protein beta/gamma-subunit complex binding; GTP binding.
AUGGGGCUGUGCAUAACCAAAGAAGUCCGAGAGAUGCGCCAAAAAUCACAAAACAUCGAAAAGAUCAUCGAGGCCGACUCGCAAAAGUUCAAGAAGGAAUGCAAGAUUCUGCUGCUGGGAGGAGGCGAGUCAGGAAAGUCCACGAUUGUCAAGCAGAUGAAGAUCAUCCACCAGAGUGGGUACAGUAAAGAAGAGCUCCUCACCUUCCGGCCAACGAUAUACCGAAACAUCAUCGACAGCACGCAGGCCAUACUGCAGGCCGUCAAAAAGUUUGGACUGACCUACACCAACAACGACUGCGAACGCCUCGAGAAAAAGUACGCCGGUCUCCGGAUCGAACACGACAGCAAUUUUCGGAUCACCCCCGAGAUCAGCGAGGAUCUCUCACAACUAUGGGCCGACCCCACCGUGGUGCAGUUGAUGGAUCGGAGCAGCGAGUUUUACAUCAUCGAUUCCGCGCCAUACUUUUUUGAAAACAUCAAGCGCAUAGGCACGCCGGACUAUAUCCCGCUCGAGCAGGACGUUCUGCGGGCACGAACCAAGACGACAGGCAUUACCGAGACCCGGUUCAACAUGGGGCAGCUCAAUAUUCACAUGUUCGACGUUGGAGGACAGCGAUCGGAGCGAAGAAAAUGGAUCCACUGCUUCGAAGCCGUGACGUCGAUCAUAUUCUGCGUGGCACUGAGUGAAUAUGACCAAGUGCUCCUUGAGGAGGCCGGACAGAAUCGGAUGGUCGAGAGCCUGACGCUAUUCGAGUCCAUCAUCAACAGCCGGUGGUUCUUACGGACAAGCAUCGUGCUGUUUCUCAACAAAAUUGACCUCUUUAAAAUCAAGCUCCAGAAAGUUCCGCUUGAGAACUACUUUCCGGAAUACAAAGGCAAGGCCGCCAAGUUUAUCCUAUGGAAAUUCACCCAGGUCAAUCGAGCACGGCUAAAUAUCUACCCACAUCUCACACAAGCAACAGACACCUCCAAUAUUCGGCUUGUGUUUGCAGCGGUCAAAGUAACAAUUCUGCAGAAUGCGUUACGAGACUCGACAACGGGAUUGGGACGGACGAUGGAACCCUGUGACUACAGCUCGAGCUAA